AUGACCGCGCCCACCGUGGCUCCCCCGCCUAGCCACGCAGCCCGCCCCACCUCCGCUAGCUCCAAGCCACAGCCACAUCGUCGCUCGCCUCGCACCCGCGCGGCCCUCCUGCUCCUCCUCCCCUCCCACGCGCGGUCUGCUGCUUCUACAUCAGCUGCUGCCGCCGUUCGUCCAGCCCCGCGCCGGCCAUUGCCUUCCAGCGCCGCGCCGCCCGCCCUGCUCGCGCCGCUCAUCGCUCCCCUGCCACCCCCGCGGCGCCUCUGUGUCGGUCGCCAUCACCGGCCGCCGCUCCCGCCCACCGGCGCCCGCGGCCCGCUCUCCGGCGCUUGCCCGCGCCGCGCCCCGGCGCCGCCCAGCCGUGGCCUCGCCGCCGCCGGGAACAGUCCCGACCGGCCGGCCUCGCUUCCCCCCCCCCACGUGAUGGGCGCCUGGGUGCGCCCCUGA
This is a messenger RNA of Aegilops tauschii subsp. strangulata, 444 nucleotides long. Lineage: Eukaryota; Viridiplantae; Streptophyta; Magnoliopsida; Poales; Poaceae. The record is from RefSeq and is a predicted model, not a curated record.